UCAUCAGUAUUCUUCUGUUUGGCAGCUGCAAUGUUCUUCGCUUCGUGCAUGGUUUGUCGGCACCCAACAACGCCCUGCAACUCUUGCAGUUCCAGCACCUGCGCCCCUCAGGCGUGGGGAUCUUCAGCUCCACCGACAGAGGCUCGAACGGCUUCUUUUUCUUCCGGCUCCGAUGAUGAGAGGAUGAAGAAGGACAAACUGCGGGAGCUUGUUCACAACUUUACAGCUGAUGCAUUGAGAGGGGUUGAGUGUACGAUCAUAGAAAGAAGAACGCUAACCAAAGUGGAGGCAGUUUACAAACUUGACCACUCAGUGAGCUGGCUAAAAUUUACCGGCCGCUCGAGUGGAGCCACAUUGGCAGCCGUACAGCUUUCGUGGAUCUCUCGUUUGAUCUCGAUCCAGCACCUUCCAGUCUACGAGCAAGAGGACUUCCUUGGCAAAUCCAAUGUCAAGGAUCUGAAGCGGAGCCUUCUUUUGAGCUCAGGAGGAGACACAACUAGUGCUGGCCGUGUUCCCCAAUCUGUGACUGUGGUGCUUAAGGAUGUGAAAGAGAUGGAGCUAUUCCUGACUUGUGUUGAAGUUCUGAGGCUGUACGCAGCCAUGGAUGCUCCUGUUUGAACAGCUGCGGCUCAAAAUGAGACAACGCAUUAAAACACA
Molecule: messenger RNA, 657 nt
Organism: Cladocopium goreaui
Lineage: Eukaryota; Dinophyceae; Suessiales; Symbiodiniaceae
Source: the annotation of a GenBank genome assembly